AUGUCGAAUAAUUCAGAAAAUUUUCUAGCCGAUCUAGAAGCUCUUCUAUCCGUUAACGAAACUGAAAGAUAUGAAAAAUUCUUAGCAGUGAUUGAUAAAUAUGGUUAUUUACAUAAACAUUCUAUACAAUCCGUAAAUGAAUUCGAUAAAAUUCAUAAUGAUUUACUCGAUUUGUUAUUUGAUGCAGAUAGUGGUCCGUCGCUUGGUCUCAGUAAAUUCGAUAAAUUUCAAUCUAUUAUGACGGAUUUACGUCGAUUAAUCGAAACUUUAGUCAUUCAACAUCGCAUUCAAGUCGAAAAGUUGAAUAUUACCGGCAUUACGAUGAAACGAUUAGAAGAUGAUGAAAUGAAAGAUUUAAAAGACUUGUUAUAUGAAACAGAAGAAUUUCAAAAAUUAGCGUUUGCAAUUUCUACACCAUUGAAGAAUACACUGUCACGACGUUUUCGAACGGAAGAAAUACGUAUGGAUCCAUUAGAUGAAGAUGUAAUUGAUGCAUUACUCACUGAUACUCGUCCUUUCGGUAUUUCGAAGGAAAAAUUCGACAGUAUUAGAUGUAUUUAUGAAGCUGAUACUAUUGAAAUUGAGUAUAAACAGAUUAUUGAAAUAAUUCAUUGUCGUCAACAACGUAAUGUAGAACAACACGAACUAUUGGAUCAAUAUGUACGACGAUGUAAAAAAUCUGGAAUGAAAUCAAAAUUUUCUGAUUUAUUAGAACAUCUUCAUUUACGCGGAUUAUAUAAAUACAAAACGCCAAAAAUGAAAAUAUUAGGAAAAAUUUUUGAUUUUUAUGUGACUCAUGAUGAAUACCGUUAA
Molecule: messenger RNA, 813 nt
Organism: Didymodactylos carnosus
Lineage: Eukaryota; Metazoa; Rotifera; Eurotatoria; Philodinida; Philodinidae
Source: the annotation of a GenBank genome assembly